AUGUCUUCCAGAACACCAUGCCACGCGAGCAGCAUCCUGCGCCAGGUUGCCCGGGCGUCACGAGCACCCAUCACGGCCUCCCGAGCCUUCUCGACCUCGUCCACACAAUAUGCCACUGCGGCCGUGGCUUCGUCUACUCAGUACUUCCUCUGCAUGCGACAACUGCUGCUACACUCACCCUGGAACGUCUGUGGAGACGCUCACGCGACACUUGCCCCUGUGAAGUCCCAGCUGGUGGACAAUCUGCCCAAGCGGUUCCAGGGCAUCAAGUUUGGCAUCCAAUUGUCUCCUUCUUCGACGCCAAGGCCGCCUCGACAAAAAACGCCCCUCGUCCACGACCUGUCCGAGGCAGCCUACAACAGCAUCAAGGAGAUCGAGGUUCCCGAGAGCUCAGCGUACGCCGAGGUCGCGCCCCUCCUCGUCGGCCCGACCGCCGCCCUUGUCUUCCCUGCCGUGUCGCCGGCGCACCUUGCCGCAGCGUUCAAGGUCCUCGCACCGGGACCGGCUGGCAGCGCCACGGCGCCGCCGACACGCUUCCAAGAACCCCGGCUACUACGAGCCGCUGUGCCAGAACGGUCUGGCGAAGUUGCUGCUCUCCGGCGGCCGGCCGAGGCAGCGUCUUUGACUUGA
Messenger RNA from Verticillium alfalfae VaMs.102, 630 nucleotides. RefSeq lists its product as hypothetical. Lineage: Eukaryota; Fungi; Ascomycota; Sordariomycetes; Glomerellales; Plectosphaerellaceae. The record is from RefSeq and is a predicted model, not a curated record. The transcript is spliced from 2 exons. The coding region runs from base 1 to 630 and encodes 209 amino acids.